AUGUCGGCAGGCGAGAGAUACCCGGAACGGAAAAACUAUCUCCCUCGAAGUCAGGAAAGGGGUGAGAGGGAUCCUCAUCGGGACAGGGACCCGAAAAAGCACCCUAGGAAAGAGAGAGGAGAUGGCAGGGGACAGAGGGACAGAGAACAGGAACGGGAGAGGCACUCUAGAGACCAGUAUGAUCACUGGAGAGACCAAAAUUCUCGGGAUGAGAAGGAGCCGAGAUAUGAUGAAACAUCCUCAGUAUCUUACAGAUCCCCCAGGAAUGGGCUUCCCCCUGAACAAAUGGAUUUUUACGAACCAGGACCUGGUCUUUUUGAAUGCUACCAGUGCAGAUAUCUUUGUACCGGAAGAGCUCUGUGCCAGGUUUUGGAAGUCCUGCUGAACCUGCUGUUAGUGAUCUGUGCUGGGGUGUCGUUUAACGCAUCAGAGACAUAUAAAGACUAUGGCAGCUUGGGCGGUAUUUACGCGUACUACUUUGGAGGAGCCAAUACCUUUACUGGAGCAGAGGCGGAGAAGGUAAAAAAACUGGACACCCAAUUCUACCAGCUGAAACUUCCAAUCGCCACGGCUACCAUGGCUUUCGGGGGUGCUCUCAUGGGCUAUGCCUGUCUGAUGCUUCUCCUGGGCCUGCUGCGCGUUCCUUUUCGCUGGCCUGUGAUUCUGCUCAUCAGCUGCGUCCUGGAUGUCAUCAUUGGACUGGGUUACUUACCAGCAAUGGCUUUCCAUUUCAUAAAGCUGCAGGAGGCUUACAACUCUCAGAUCUGCAAGGACAGAAAUGAGAUGUACGCUAGCAAAGGACACCAAGGCUUCUCCUGCGGUUUCCACGGGGCGGAAAUCGCCAGUGGCCUGUUUGGGGUCCUUGGAGUCCUAGCAUUCCCUUUUAGUGCCUGGCUCGCUGUCCGAGCUUUCAGGAGGGUCCGUGAACUAAAGAAGCAGCCUCAAGAGGGGCACGGCUUUUAGAGGAUUCCUUUCACC
Molecule: messenger RNA, 978 nt
Organism: Polyodon spathula (Mississippi paddlefish)
Lineage: Eukaryota; Metazoa; Chordata; Actinopteri; Acipenseriformes; Polyodontidae
Product: MARVEL domain-containing protein 3-like
Cellular component (GO): membrane
Source: RefSeq, a predicted model, not a curated record